UUGCGAUGGCCUCAUCACAAGUGUCACGUAGCGAAAGAUGCCCCGUCGAAGGUUGCUCGAUGUUGGGAUCGGUUCGUUGGCUAUUUGAUCACAUUCGACACAUUCAUAGUCCUGAGGAUUGGUCACGUGAUCAUAUCACUCGCUACAACUUGGUCCAAUGUCCGAUGUGUUCUCACUGGUUUAUUAGACUAAACCAGCAUUUACCCAAAUGUAAGUCUCGCUCGACGACCGUCUCCAGUUCUAGCCAGGGUUCAUUACAUCAAUCUACUUCGAGUUCGGUGUCUCAUAUCAGCGAACAUCCGGGCACUCUGACAGGUCACCGUGACGUCACUCCUGUACCUACCAUCCCGGAUGUUCCUACUUCUUGCGGUCCAAACACAUCCAGUCAACCUUGUCGCCCUAUGGAUCGUGAAUCUAUCGGCUGGAGCUUCAUCCAAUCAAUAUCUACGGAGGAAUUGUUGAAGAGCCUACCACCUAGAACAGUCCAAAGCAUCCCAUCCAAGCUGAAGUCUCUUUUUCAAGACUGCUGUUCUAUCCCACUUAGUCAACUUGCCUUAGAUUCAUCAGAUGUCAAAGCUUGGAAAUUGUUACUUCUUAUUCCCAAGAUGAUUCUUACUCCACUUGGCAGAUCUGGUAAAUCCCAUACAAGUGGUAUCAAAGCAAGGUACAAACUUUUUCUGGAAUAUCGAUGGGAAGAAUUACUCCAGAUUUGGCAACUAUCGUCUGAGACAGUUAAUGUUAAGCAGGUAAACAAUCAACGUCAUGCCCGGCAAUCAGCCAUUCGUCUUGUGAAAAGUGGCGAGUUGUCAAGAGCUGCUCGAAUAUUAACCAGCAAAGGCCUGGCACCUGCUAGUGAUGAAACAGUGGCCAAACUAUCUCUCAAACACCCUACACGAGAUCCCAACACCCCUGUUCCACACUCUGAUACCUGCAAUUCAAUGGCUUUGCCAGCUUCAGUCAUUAUCAACGUCAUUAAAAAGUCCCCUCGAGGUUCUGGAGCAGGCCCUUCGGGCUGGAAGUUUGAACACCUCCGAAAUCUUCUAGAUAACGCUGUGACCCAGGACGCCUUAGUCAGAGUUCUCUCAUCCAUUGCUGAAGGAAAUCUUCCAAGCCUUGUCACUACCUGGCUGUCUGCUUCCCGAUUGAUUGCCUUGCCCAAAAGCAGUGGUGAUGUUCGACCUAUAGCCAUUGGCGAGGUUCUCCGCCGAGUCUCAGCUAAGGCUAUCUGUCAUCACUUGAAAUCUGAGUUCUCUGCCUACUUUGCUCCCUUGCAGCAUGGGGUUUCAACUCCUGGUGGCUCUGAGUUGGUAACACACCAUAUUCAAUUACUUCUGGAAAGCAGACCGGAUUGGGUGCUCGUUAAAACUGACAUAAAGAAUGCCUUUAACACCAUCAAGAGGUCUUCUUUGCACAAGGAAGUUUUAUCAAAAUUUCCAGCCAUCUUGGCCCAUUUUGAGCAAAUGUAUGGAAAUUCCAGCCCUCUCGUGUAUGUCAAGGGAAAGGAAACGGUGAUCAUAUCUUCUGAAGAAGGUGUGCACCAAGGUGACCCCCUGGGGCCUGUCCUAUUUGCCUUAGGAAUUCACCCUACAAUCACCAAAAUUCAAGCUGACUACCCGGAAAUAGUAGUCUUAGCCUACCUGGAUGACAUCUUUUUGCUCGGCAAUGAGGGGCCUGUACUUGAUUCCUUUGCUAAUCUGAAGCUUUCAUUGGCUGAAGAAUCUGGUUUACUGAUUGCUGAUCAAAAGUGUCAAAUCUACUCUCCAGGGUCCACUGAAAUUUUGGCUCCUUUUCCCAGAGCCGUGGAAGGAUCUGUGUUACUGGGGACACCCAUUGGGAGAUUCGACUUUGUUGCAUCACAGUGCAUCGAGUUCGCCAAGUCAGGCAGCUUGCUUUGCCAAGAGAUUGUGUCGCUGGAUGACCCUCAGAGCUCCAUGCUCCUUUUGAGGCACUGCCACACAACUCGCAUGAAUCAUUUGACAAGAACAGUUCCUCCUUCCUUACUCAAGCCUGCGGCAACCAUCCAUGAUAGCAUAACGCAUGCGUCCUUUAGUCACAUCAUAGGUGUCACCAAUACAUCUGAGGCUCAAUGGUCGCAAGCCAUCCUGCCCAUAAGAAAAGGGGGAUUCGGAAUGACUUCAGUCGAAAAAAUUUCACCUGCAUCUUUCCUAGCAGGUUGGGUACACUCAUCAGCAAUACUGCCGAAAAGAUUCUCAUAUAUCUGGGAAAGCUCACAGUCAAUAUUAGACAAUCUGGGCGCAACUGGACAGAAUCUAAAAGAAGCUAAGCAGCAUAUCGAUUCUCUCUUGGCGGGCACGCCAAGCACCCUUGGAGGGGUUUGCUUCACUGACUUAACCGAUCAGCCCAUCAAGCUACAACAUCGCAUCACGGACGAGUUAUCUACAACUAGUCUUCAACACCUUCUGGAUCAAUCUCAGGAUCAACAUCAGGCUGCUCGUCUAAGGUCGAUUCAAGGUCCUGGAUGUGGCUCAUGGCUAGAGGCAGCACCUUCCUCAGAUAGGCUUGCAUUUAAGCCUUCCGAAUUUCGGUUAGCGGCUCUUCUGAGGCUGGGAUGCCCAAUGCCCUUCAAGUCCCUGGCACCUAUUUGUGAGUGUGGGAAAGAAGCAGAUGAUUAUGGAUACCAUUUCUUGACCUGCAAACACGGGGGUGGACCUGUAUGGCAACAUGACAGUGUCGUAGCAGGCUGGUGCGAGUGCCUCAAGGAGGUGGGUCUUCACCACAGAAAAGAAGUGCGAGACAGGUACACAAACAAUAGUAAUCGACCGGACAUUGUGGUUUUCGAUGCUGGAGAUGGUUCUAACAUUGACCUUGAUAUUUCACUCUCCCACCCUUGGAGCUGCGAAGCUUUUCCCAGGUCGAGUAGUGAAAGUGGAUGUGCUGCAUCCAGAAGAGAAGAAAAGAAGAAGGCCAAAUACUUAAAAGAUCUUUUACCUGGAGGUUCCACCCCUAACUUUGCGCCGUUAGUCUUUGAACAUUUCGGUCACUGGGGGAAUACUGCGACAGACUACCUGAACACUUUGUCAUUGCGAUCAAGGGACAGCGACGGAAAAUGCAACAAGGCUGAAUUCCGUUCCUACUGGAGAAAAAAAUUGAGUGUAAUCCUACAGAGAUGCAAUGCUAAAGUCUUGCUGAAGAAGAUUGACAGACUUCAUUUACAAAGUUCUAGUGCUGAUAUAGCUUUAGACUGCGAACUUCAAAGUAGCAUUCAUUAGUGGGUUUUAGAUUUCAGUAGCGACUAUUAUGUUUCGACUUCCUAUGAUGUACGUAGUGCCUUGUAUGUUCAAUAAAUGAUCUUUGUCAGUCAGUCAGUCAGUC
This is a messenger RNA of Corticium candelabrum, 3333 nucleotides long. RefSeq lists its product as uncharacterized. The transcript has a single exon. The record is from RefSeq and is a predicted model, not a curated record. Bases 6 to 3230 code for a protein of 1074 amino acids. Lineage: Eukaryota; Metazoa; Porifera; Homoscleromorpha; Homosclerophorida; Plakinidae.